Maudiozyma barnettii is the source of this 3990-nucleotide messenger RNA. RefSeq names its product Elongator subunit IKI3 (gene IKI3). The coding region runs from base 1 to 3990 and encodes 1329 amino acids. The transcript has a single exon. Gene Ontology annotation, cellular component: elongator holoenzyme complex; cytosol. Gene Ontology annotation, biological process: tRNA wobble base 5-methoxycarbonylmethyl-2-thiouridinylation. Lineage: Eukaryota; Fungi; Ascomycota; Saccharomycetes; Saccharomycetales; Saccharomycetaceae. The record is from RefSeq and is a predicted model, not a curated record. Gene Ontology annotation, molecular function: protein binding; tRNA binding.
AUGCGUAAUUUGAUAACGCUGAACAAGGGUACAUUGAAGCCUGUGGGCUCAGCUGAGGAGCUAGACCUUGCCUUAAUGGAAAGUUGCUUUGAUACGUUGACUGAUAGUAUUACUUGUGUACUAGGUUCCAUGGAGGUGGGUAUGAUAGAAGUCCAACAAUAUACUAAGACUGGGAGCAAAAAUAUACUGGCAUCCUUCAAUAUCGAGACAUUUGAUGACGAAUUACUCUCUUUUAUUCAUUUUGCUGACAUGAACCAAUUGAUCUUUGUUUUUAGACAAGGUGAUAUUAUAUCUGCUACAUACGACCCAACAACGUUUGAUCCACAACUCACUGUUGUCGAGAUUGCAGGUUCAUUAGACGGUGGUAUCGAAGCUGCCGAAUGGUCCCUUGAUGAAGAGACUCUUGCUUUGGUGACUACAGAUCAUAAUAUGGUUUUAUUGAGUAAAAUGUUGGAACCAAUAUCAGAGUAUCACCUGAGUGCGGAUGACCUAAAGAUUUCCAAGCAUGUUACUGUCGGCUGGGGUAAGAAAGAAACUCAAUUCAGGGGUAAAGGUACUCGUGCCAUGGAAAGAGAUGCUCUUGCUAGUUUGAAGGCCUCGGGUUUAGUUGGUAACCAAUUAAGAGAUCCAACAAUGCCAUAUAUGGUUGAUACUGGUGAAAUUACAUCAUUGGACUCUCAUAAAAUUACUAUAUCAUGGAGAGGAGACUGUGAAUAUUUUGUCACGUCUACCAUCGAAACAGUUGAAGAUCCAGAUGAUGAGAGCUCUACUAUUAAGAGAAGAGGACUUAGGGUUUUUACACGUGAGGGUCAACUAGAUAGUGCAUCUGAACCCGUAACCGGAAUGGAGGGCCAACUAAGUUGGAAGCCUCAAGGUGCACUGAUUGCUUCUAUCGAACGUAAAGCUGACAGAGGUGAAGAUAACUCACUUAACGUUAUAUUCUUUGAAAGAAACGGGUUAAGACAUGGAGAGUUUGAUACAAGGUUACCUUUGGAAGAGAGAGUCCUCGAUCUUGCAUGGAAUAGUAAUUCUGAAAUUCUGGCUAUCCUUCUUGAAAAUAGAAUUCAGUUAUGGACAUCAAAGAAUUACCAUUGGUAUUUGAAGCAAGAAGUUUAUUCAGAUAAUAUUCUAUUUAUUAAAUGGCACCCAGAAAAAGAGUUUACCUUGAUGUAUGGUAAUAACAAAGAAAGUGUCAAUAUUGUAGACUUGGCCUACAAAAUGACACAAGGCCCAAUGCUGGAGCCAUUUGAUAAUGGGAAUAGUUUAGUUAUUGAUGGAACUACUGUCAAUGUAUCUCCGCUAGCUAUUGCAAACUGUCCUCCACCUAUGUAUUUCAGAGACUUUGAUGCGCCUAAUAAUGUAAUCGAUGUCACUGUUAGUUUGUCUAACGAAAUAUACGUUGCUAUUACGAAGGAUGAAUUGGUUUUGGCAACUAUUUUAGGUAUAGACGAAUUGAAGAAAGGAAACCACCCUUCCAUUGCAUGCAUCUAUCCUAAAGGAGAUUUCUCUAGCGAAUAUGAUUCUUUACGUCAAGUUGCUUUUAUCAAUGAUGCUAUCGUCGGUGUGCUGAUUGACUCUGAUAAUCUUUCAAGAAUUGUGCUGAUAAAUGUUCAAGAUGUCUCUGAACCUAAUGUUAUUUCCAUAGUAGAGGUAUACGAUAAGGUGAUCUUAAUGAGAAGUUCUUUUGACUAUAAUAGCAUUGUUUAUCAAACUAGAGAUGGGUCUAUAAUAGAGCUAAAUUCUGAAGGUGAAACCAAUAAUGUGACCCAAUUUCCUGAAUUGGUCCGUGAUUUUAGAUUUAAGAGAGUCCAUAACUCCCAUACCGCUGAUGAAGGUCAAUGGACUACAGAAAGCUCUGAAUUAGUUGCGUUUGGUCUAACGAACAACGGUAAAUUAUAUGCCAAUAAGACAUUGUUAACUUCAGCUGUUACAUCAUUGGAAAUUACUGACAAUUUCUUAUUAUUCACAACAGCUCAACACAAUUUACAAUUUGUUCAUCUUAACACAACAAAAUUCCAAGCAUUGCCUAUGGUCGAAAAUGACAUUGAAGAUGAGAGAGUUCGUGCUAUUGAAAGAGGUUCUGUCCUAGUUUCUACGAUACCAUCUAAGGCUUCGGUUAUUCUUCAGGCACCUCGUGGUAACUUAGAAACAAUAUAUCCAAGAAUAAUGGUUCUUUCCGAAGUUCGUAAAAAUAUCGUAGCAAAAAAGUAUAAAGAUGCAUUUAUUCAAUGUAGAACCCACAGAAUCCAUUUGGAUAUUUUGUAUGAUUAUGCUCCUGAAGUAUUUUUGGAAAACUUGGAUUUGUUUAUUCAACAAAUCGACAAUGUGGAUUAUCUGAAUCUGUUUGUAUCCUGUUUGACUGAAGAUGAUGUCACGGAGACCAAAUAUAAGGAAACCUUAAAUGUUGGUAUGUCUGAUAGUUUUGAAAUAACAAAAAAACCUCUAACUGAAAUGCAACAGUACAUACAAAAUAAAUUUUUUGAUUCUUCAAAGUCAAAGAUAAACAAAAUAUGUUCUGCCGUGCUAGAAGUGUUAUUGAAUAAUUCUGAAUAUAAGAAGAAAUAUAUGCAAACUAUCAUCACUGCGUACGCCACCCAGAACCCUCAAAACUUAGAAGAUGCAUUAACUCUAAUUAGUUCUCUAGAGGAUCCAAAAGAAAUGGAUUCUAGCGUUACCUAUUUAUGUUUCCUGCAAGAUGUGAAUUUAGUUUAUAAAGUUUCCUUAUCCCUGUAUGACGUUCAGUUAGCACUCCUUGUGGCCCAAAAGUCACAAAUGGAUCCUCGUGAAUACUUACCAUUUUUACAAUCGUUGCAUGAUAGUCAACCUCUGCGCCGUCAAUUUAUGAUUAAUGAUUACCUAAGUAAAUAUGAAAAGGCAUUAGAAGAUUUAGUGAAUUUAGAAAAGGAAGAUUCUACAGUUUCCGAAGAGCUAAUAAACUAUGUUAAAUUGCAUGAUCUUUAUGAACAUGCUUUAUCACUUUACCGUCAUGACAUAGAAAGACAAAAUAACAUUUAUGCGCAUUUUGCAAAACAUUUAAUAUCUAUACAACAGUAUUCCGACGCUGCUAUUAUUUAUGAGAUGCUCGGUGAUUUUACCGAAUCUAUGAAUGCCUACGUUUCUGGUAAAAGAUGGGAGGAAGCCAUUGAUAUUGCUAACGUACAUCAACCAGAUGCAGUGUCAAUAAUUGCUGAAGAAUUAGUGACAUCGUUGACUUUUGAACACAAGUAUAUCGAUGCUGCUCAAAUCGAGUUAAAAUAUCUGAACAAUACUGAAAACGCUAUGGAAUUAUACUGUAAGGCAUACUACUAUGCUUCUGCUAGUCUGAUAGCCUCUACAGCAAAAAAAACAGAACUAAUAGAGAAAAUUAUCGAUCCUGCCUUGGGCGAAGGAUUUGGUACAGUUGCUGAAUUGCUAGCAGAUUGUAAGAGCCAAGUAAACUCGCAAUUGAGAAGAUUAAGAGAAUUACGUACUAAAAAAGAGGAGGACCCGUAUGCUUUCUAUGGUCAAGAAACCGAACAAUCUGAUGAUGUUUCGAUUGCUCCGUCUGAAACAUCCACUAAAGAGUCAUUUUUUACAAGAUACACUGGUAAAACUGGAGGUACUGCCAAGACAGGGGCAUCCAGACGUACUGCCAAGAAUAAACGUCGUGAGGAACGUAAACGUGCCCGUGGUAAGAAGGGUACUAUUUAUGAGGAAGAGUAUUUAGUCCAAUCUAUUGGUAGAUUAAUCGAAAGAUUAGAACAAACAAAGCCUGACGCAACAAAGCUAGUGGAUGGUCUUUGUAGACGUAAUAAAAGGGAACAAGCGUACCAAAUCCAAAAAACCUUUACCGAAGUUAUGGACUUGUUAAGAGAUAAUGUAAAGGAAAUAUAUAACAUAAGUGAAAAAGAUAGAGAGAGAGUCGAUGAAAGCGGUGAGGUAUAUUACAUUCCAGAAAUUCCUGUGCCGGAGAUUAAAAGUUUUGAGAAGAACAAGAUCGUUGAUUUUUAG